This is a messenger RNA of Vavraia culicis subsp. floridensis, 2711 nucleotides long. RefSeq lists its product as uncharacterized. The coding region runs from base 1 to 2646 and encodes 881 amino acids. The record is from RefSeq and is a predicted model, not a curated record. The transcript has a single exon. Gene Ontology annotation, cellular component: nuclear pore; nuclear pore inner ring. Lineage: Eukaryota; Fungi; Microsporidia; Pleistophoridae. Gene Ontology annotation, molecular function: structural constituent of nuclear pore. Gene Ontology annotation, biological process: transcription-dependent tethering of RNA polymerase II gene DNA at nuclear periphery; RNA export from nucleus; protein localization to nuclear inner membrane.
AUGAUAGAAAAUGCCGAGAUGGAUUUAUUUGUCAGAGCCGAAGAAAAAUUUAGGACUCCGAAUGUGAGCGCAAGACAGAUAUUGAACUCGUGUGUUGAUUACAGCACUGAGAAGAAGUUGAAAAAAACAAAGGAGCUGCAGAUACCGUAUGAUCUAAGAAAUUACAUUGUAGAGAACGAUAAAGCAUAUGAAAGUGGAAAAACAAGUGAAGUUAAGUACGGUGUGUUAGAGGACAUCAACGUGCUGUAUGUUGUGCACGACAAUAUACUUUAUUUGUACAGCUUUCUCUCCAGCUACAAAAACAUGCUGCCUCUCAAUGAGAACGUGCUAUUUGUGAGGUGCCUUAAACCGAAACCUGCGAUUUUUAAGAAAAAAAUUCUGACGAUUGUACUCGUGGUCACACAGACCAAGCUGUUUUUCUUCUGUGUGAAGGAGGGCGAGGACGGCUUCUUUGAGGUGAAGAUAGAGCACACCUUCACUGAAACCGUGAAGGAUAUAAAAGUGAACGAUGACAGCCGGAUAUUCGCUAUAACUAAGUACGAUGUUGUGGAGAUAAAGUACGACAUGUAUGGCUGUACAUCUCACAACCCUGACGUGAACUUUUUUGAGUAUUUCAUGCCGAUUUUUUUCAUCAGAAGGAAGAUCAGUCCAAUCAUCGACUUUGAUGCAAGGAACAAUUUUUUGGUAACAUUGACAAGAAAUGAGAUUGUGGUUUACACCCUUAAGAAAUUCAAAAAGAUAAAUGUUAUUUUGACAUGCAGGACGUACCAAAACAUAGGAAUUGUGGAGGAAGAUGGAACUAACGUGGUGAUUAAUAACAAACUGAUGAACACAAAUGUACUGAUAUGCGCUGUUGCUUGCAACGGUGAGAGAGACUAUUACGACUCGACACGGCUUCUUUUUAGCCGGGGGUGCCCGCUCAAUACCAAGGAUACGGACAAGUUCGAACUGCGAGGCACCAAUUUUGUAGUGCACAGUGGUGAUAAGAACGUUUUGGUGACGCUCAACGAUGAUCAGCUGUACAACUUUGAUAAAAAGAGGGCGGCAGAGAACUACGAGAUCUCCGGCAGUGGGAGGCUUUUUUGUGGUAAAAGAAUGUUUUUGGUUAGCGAUACUGUUACCGUGUAUGAGCAGCUGAAGGGCCCUGAUUACCUGUUAAACUCGAAAAACACUUACAGAGCGGCAAGAAGUUACGGGCCAAUAGUAAAUUUGUUCUAUCUUCUGAUUAAGGCAGAGAACAAAGACACGAGCACAUUUGAUUAUACAUUCUCAAAGAUUGACAAAGAUUUUGUGUAUCUUGCAGUUGUUCAUAUAAUCCAGCACUUCUACAGGCUGCCAGUUCAAAAGAUAUACCUGCUUGAUCUGGACAUUGCUAUCAGAAAGUUGCGGAAUAUCAGUGAGUAUGACGCGUUCGUGAAGAAGGUGAUAGGAUGCUUGAACUUCGUCAAGAUAGCAGUUGAUUAUCAGUGUAAUUAUAUAAUGGAUAUGUCUGUGCGCGAUCUUCUUCUCAAUAAGUGCAGUGAGAAAAGAAAGAAGAGCCUAGAGAGCAUCAAUCUCCUGCUUCUGAAGAACAAAUGUGCCGACUUUUUGUCACUUAAUGAUUUAUUCUACAACAGUGCUCUGAAUAUGAUUAAGCGGGGCAGUAGAGAAGCAUUGGCACGAGCAGUGGAUGAUUUGCUUAAUUGUGAUAUCGAGCAAGGUGUUUUUCAGCGUAUUCUUGAUGCGAAGUACUAUUUGGGUGCAAUUAAGCUGCUAAGGAAGAUGAAACUAAGCUACGAAGAGCGUGUGCAGCUGCUUUGCAAAUCACUGCUGUGUCAGAGUGCGCUUCUUGAGGCGCUAGACGAUCCAAGAGAGGAUUUUGUGUUUGCCGUUUUUGAUGCUUUUUUGAGGAACAAAUCGAGGUUUAAUGACUGUUUGUGCUGUGACGAGAAAUGUGAGGACAUAAACAUAAUAAGCUUGUCAAGUCCCUUCCUCGAAAGUUUCCUGAAAGAAAAAUUCUAUGAAAGCGACAACAAGGAAGAGUUUGAUUUGUAUUGGAAGUUUUUUAUUUACAAGAAAAGACAAAGUGAGGGUGUUAAGUGCAUUACUACGUUGAUCGAUAUCAAACAGCUCACGCUAGAGCAGAAAAUAGAGUACCUCACCAUUAUUUCAGCAUUUGACCAGAGCAACAAAACUAAAUUGCAGAUUGCCAAGCUUCAGAGCGAGAUUGCAAAUCGUAUGAAGACAACGAUGGACAUGCUGCUCGAUGCACAGACCCUUUUCAACGAUUAUGCCUACCCGAACGGAUAUUACGAUAUUGCGCUCAAGCUGCUCGAUCUGUGCGACUGUGAUAAAGAGGUUAUUUUUGAUGUCAUGCUCAAAUAUCUGAAGGGCCCUGCCAGCGAAAUUGAGGGCAAGCUGGCCAAGCUACAUUUAAAGGGUUCUUGUCACAAUAUAAGUGUUAUUUUGACGAUAUUCAUGAAUAAGAAAAUUAAUGAUGAACUGAACGUGUGCAAUAUGCUCAAUAAUCUGAGCUACAACAAAGACAAGAUAAUAGAAACGAUACGAAGAGAGUUAAAGUACAAUGUUUCACCAGAUGUAAAGAAGUAUCUAACAAAAUGUGUUAGGAAUACGUACGGAAUGAAUGAGAAUGAGAUGAAUUAUUGAAUUGUCACUUAGGGAGGAUGUUUGAUGUUGGUAGUGUGAGCGACUAUUUAAAAAUAAAUGGUGUA